CCAAAACUAUGAAGGUUCGGGUAAAACCAAAGCACGAAGCAGGAGCUGCCGUGAAUUAUAUCUCUCGACGUGAGGCUUUGAAAAAGCUCCAACUAUCAUUAAAAGACUUCAGACGUCUCUGUAUACUUAAGGGCAUAUACCCGCAUGAGCCAGCUCAUAAGAAGAAGGUCAAUAAAGGAUCUACUGAAAAUCGUGUAUGGUAUUAUCGAAAGGACAUAAAUUUCCUUGCUCAUGAGCCAAUUAUUAACAAGUUCCGUGACUAUAAGGUUUUCCUGAGGAAACUAAACCAUUACAAAGCAAAAAAAGAUGAAUCGAAGGUGAAAAAGUUGUACGACAAUAAACCUGAGUAUGAGUUGGAUCGAAUGGUUAAGGAAAGGUAUCCUACAUUUGGUUCCGCCAUUCGUGAUCUUGACGAUGCACUGUGUUUAUGCUUUGCUUUCGCGACUCUCCCACAUACUCGAAUUCUCAAAGAGGGACUUAUUGAUAGCUGCCGGCGUCUUACUGCAGAGUUUAUGCAUUAUAUUAUUGAAGCGCACGCUUUGAAGAAUACAUUUAUUUCCAUAAAGGGUAUAUAUUAUCAAGCAGAAAUAUGUGGCGAGAAAGUUACAUGGAUAGUUCCUCAUGAUCGUGGAUUGCCCCAUGUCACGGAUGUUGAUUUCACCGUCAUGGUAACGUUCGCUGAAUUCUAUGUUGCUAUGCUCGGGUUUGUGAAUUUCCGUUUGUACCAAAUGAUUGGACUGUACUAUCCUCCUCAAAUACAGACCGGCCAAAAUAUGGUUGCAGCAGAUGAUUCUGAUGAUGAAGAACGUGUAGAGAAGAUAUACAGUUUGGCACGGCCUUUGGCGAAGCGAACAGGUGCAGAAACCAGCGAGGACCAAGAGGUUCCUUUAGUUGCUGAUUUCGGUAGUUUCUCCUCUGUGCUAAAGCAUAUUGUCUUUCAGGAAGCUGUAGAAAUGUUUGGAGAUGAAGGGAACGCCUUGGCAGAGAAACUGAAAGAAGCUAAACUGAUCAAGAACCAGUAUUCAAAAAACCUUUGUUCAACCUCUGUUUCCAGAAAUCUUUUCAAAGGACUUGUAUUUUUCCUGAACAGAGAGACACCAAAAGAGGCGUUGACAUUGAUAAUUCGUAAUUGUGGCGGUGUUGUUGGGUGGAGCGGAGGUCCCACAAAUCUGGAAGAAUCAGAUUCGUCCAUCACGCAUCAGAUUGUUGAUCGACCCAUGUCCAAGUUCGACAUGAGCAGAAGAUACAUUCAACCACAAUGGGUGUUUGACUGUUUGAAUGCACGGCGGAAAUUGCCUACAGAAAAAUACAUGGUAGGUGUUCAACUACCACCGCAUUUUUCACCGUUUACAAAGGAUAAACCUGGAGAUUAUGUGCCACUGGAAAGGUUGGAAGAAUUGAGGAGCAUGGGGCAAGAUGUGUCUGCUCUGAUUGCGAACGAACCUGCAUUGCCGCCCAAACCGAAAGCCAAAAAGGUGAAAAAGACCGAGGAGGAACCGAAGGGUAUGAGAGCUACUCUUGGAAAAAUGCAUAAGAAGAAUAAACAACUUGAAGUGAACCAGCAGCACGCUGAAGUGAAGAUGCGUGAAAUGAUGAUGCCUAAGAAGCAUAAACGAGUAUACCAUAGUAUACGUCAGAAGAUGAAGAAGGAUAAAAAUCAGGCAAUCAAACUUAAGGAGAAAAGAGCGAAAAUUGAAGGGUCAGCAGAUAGUUAA
Haemonchus placei is the source of this 1715-nucleotide messenger RNA. Lineage: Eukaryota; Metazoa; Nematoda; Chromadorea; Rhabditida; Trichostrongylidae. The record is from the annotation of a GenBank genome assembly.